Messenger RNA from Cuscuta epithymum, 1000 nucleotides. NCBI's taxonomy places the organism in Eukaryota, Viridiplantae, Streptophyta, Magnoliopsida, Solanales, Convolvulaceae. The record is from the annotation of a GenBank genome assembly.
GUUUGAUUCCUAGGAAGUGGAACGCAUUCCCUCCUAAAUCCCCCGAGCCAUUCAUCUCCGAAGAGCUUAGCAGAGAUGUCAUUGCUGUGGAGGCAGGAGGCUGCUUCAAAAUUAUGUCUUACCUGACUCCCGAACGGCUAAUUAAGGCCGGGAUAGGUACUGCCCGUAUUCCUGGACUUACUUGACUGAAAACCAAGUACCAUGGCCCGGGCGGUCCUUCCCGUGUGAUAUAAUUUUUUAAUCCACGUGUGAACCGCUCGGUACUAAUUUGUUCCUUUUGUCUUUUCAGCUCCAAAGCAAGGCGAAUCUUCAGAUUCCGAAGGAGCCAAUCCCGAACAACCGGCCAUGGAUGAUAGUAGGCUAUUCACUGCUGGACUUGAUGACGAGCCACCAACUUCUCCUCCCAAGCAGCAGAGGAAGACAAAAAGAAAGAGGUUGAGGAAGGCCGAUCAGGGCGCCUCCUCUCAAUCCGCCCCUCCCGUCCCCGAGCAGUCUGAACCUGUUCGGGAUGUAGAACCUGUGCAGCAGGUUGCCCCUGAGCAGCACACUCACGCUGACACGCUGGUGGAUCAGCUUUUUUCUGACCAGCAGUCCCACCAUUUCUCUGCUGAGGAGGUGGCUGCCCAUCAGGCUGACCUGGCUAGUCAGUUCGAGCGGAUCUCCCUCUAUGAUCCUGCUCAUGAAAUGCUGGAGAGGGGUGGCUGUCCAGCGAGCCAGAUCUGGUCCACCUCUGGUUUCCUCAAUGGACACAACCUUCCCCCAAUACCGGUGGAGGAGAUCGAGGAGUGCAUUGCCCUGACUGUCCUGAAGGCAGGGAUAUACAGCCUGAAGCUCAAGGAGACCAGGCAGGCCAAGGAACAAGGCUUGCUGAUGGCCAAGGAAACGGCCGAACAGGCAGCAGAGGCCGAACGGCGGGCUUUUGCUGAGGAGCGGAAGAAGCUAGAAGCCGAGGCAGGGGAGCUCCGUGUUAAAGUGGGCGCUCUCCAAGCCAAGAUUGCAG